Messenger RNA from Aspergillus welwitschiae, 686 nucleotides. RefSeq lists its product as uncharacterized. The coding region runs from base 6 to 278 and encodes 90 amino acids. Lineage: Eukaryota; Fungi; Ascomycota; Eurotiomycetes; Eurotiales; Aspergillaceae. The record is from RefSeq and is a predicted model, not a curated record. The transcript is spliced from 2 exons.
GUGUAAUGUGUUAUUGUUGUUGCUGUUGCUGUUGCUGUUGCUGCUGCCGUUGUUAUAGUAAGAUGAUGAUAAUGAUAAUAAUAAUAAUUCUCAUUAUUAUCCCUUUUUUUGUUUUGUUCUCCUACCCGAACAGUUGGUCUUCCCGGUAUGGAGCCUUUUUGACCAGGAUAUUCAUCCAUUCAUGCGACUGUUGGCUUGUCUCGGGCAUGUCACAACGCGACACCCACGAGAAGAACGAGGGCCGAUCGUCGUCGUCGUCGGACUGUGCCGCGGGAUGAUCGAUCGAUGCAUCGUGGAAGAGUCCUGGUUGCCUACCUUGUUUCUUCUUUUUGCUUAUCAUCAUUACCAAGGUUAGCAAGGGGAGCCCUACCAAGAAAUCCAUUUACUUCCAUCCAUGGUGAGCAUUUAGAGAGAAAGAGGAACGUGGGGAAAUACUAAGAAGAGGAGGGGGUGGGCAAGUCGGAGAGUGGAAACGAGAAGCGAGACUGUGGUUAGUGAGUUAACAGGAUGAGUAUUAUGUCUGACAGAAAGGUGGAUUCAUGGAUCGGGGCAGGGACUAUUGUUUCCACCAGUUUGGCGCCGGUGGAUUCGGGGAUGGUGAGGGACGCUGGUGUCGCAGGUGCGUCGCCACCAGGGGGAGGAACCUCUCUUUUUUCCCUUCCCCCCAAUUUUAUCCACCCGGCGUC